Archocentrus centrarchus (flier cichlid) is the source of this 1544-nucleotide messenger RNA. Its product is annotated as C-X-C chemokine receptor type 2-like. Gene Ontology annotation, cellular component: membrane; external side of plasma membrane. The record is from RefSeq and is a predicted model, not a curated record. Gene Ontology annotation, molecular function: C-X-C chemokine receptor activity; C-C chemokine binding; C-C chemokine receptor activity. Gene Ontology annotation, biological process: calcium-mediated signaling; G protein-coupled receptor signaling pathway; positive regulation of cytosolic calcium ion concentration. The coding region runs from base 42 to 1100 and encodes 352 amino acids. The transcript has a single exon. Lineage: Eukaryota; Metazoa; Chordata; Actinopteri; Cichliformes; Cichlidae.
CCGACUCAUUUGGGUGUAUUGAUAUCAUUCCAUCUGUAGCCAUGUCAUUUGUCUAUGUCUUUGAAGAAGAUUUCUUUGCGAAUUAUUCCAAUGAUUCCAGCCCGCUCUACACAGAUCCAAAUACCUCAACAUGUGAGUAUGUUCUACUGGAACCUACAGCAGCUGUGACCCUGUGUCUUAUCCUUAUAGUCAUCUUUUUACUGGCCGUACCAGGAAACCUGCUGGUAGGAUGGGUGAUCAGCACCAGCAAGCAAGCUUUGACUCCUUCAGAUGUGUACCUGUUCCACCUGACCAUAGCAGAUGGACUGAUGGCUUUAACGCUCCCGUUCUUUGCUGUAGCAACAACCCGAGGAUGGCUCUUUGGAGACUUCCUGUGCAAACUCCUCAACCUCAUCAAGUUGACAAACUUCUACACCAGCAUCAUCUUCCUCGCCUGCAUUAGCAUCGAUCGUUACCUUGUGAUUGUGCACGCCAGGGAGACGCUCAAGAGUCGCCAGAGGAUGUGCAGCAGGAGCCUCUGCGCAGCGAUGUGGGCACUCGGUUGUGCCCUUGCUCUGCCUGCACUUUUCAACAAAGUCACCAAGCUCGCAGAUGGGAGGAUCAUUUGCGCCGAGAACUUUGACAUCGGCACUGCCGCUGUGUGGAGGCUCGCCUCUCGGGGGUUCAUUCUUGUUUUUGGCUUUUUGAUCCCUGCGACUGUCAUGAUCGCCUGUUACAGCGUCACCGUUGCACGGCUGCUGCUCACUCGUGGUUUCCAGAAGCACCGGGCAAUGCGAGUGAUCAUAACCGUGGUGAUUGCGUUUCUGCUCUGCUGGACACCUUACCAGAUCACCAUGGUGAUAGAAAUACUGCUGAGGAGUAAAGUGAUAAGAACUGAUUGCUUUCUUAGGACGUCGGUGAGCACGGCCCUGAUUGCAACCGAGCACCUGGCUCUGCUGCACAGCUGCAUCAAUCCUUUCCUCUAUGCCUUUGUGGGAGAGAAGUUCAGGAAAAAAAUGAAGCUGGUUCUUCAGAGAAAGUUCAGACAGGAAAGGAUGUCAGGGUCAAAGUUCAGCAGGUCAACAUCUCAGACCUCAGAAGGCACUGGAACGGUUCUCUGAGUGCUUGGUAAACUUUUUGUCUCCACGCUGUAUCAAGGCUUCUAGAAAACAAACUGUCUGAAUCUGCCCCAAAAUCAUGGACUGAACAGCAAACAUGGACAUCAGUGGAUCUAUACUACAAGCGUAGUGAAAUCUGUGCUGCAUUAAAGAUAUUUUCUGCUGCAGUUGCAAAGUUUACAAAGGUUUGGAAUUGCUGUAUUUUUCAUUUGGCUACUGUAAACUGUUUUAAAAUUUGUGUGGAGGAAUUUGGACCUGAUUUUGUCAUCCCACACCUGUAAAUAUCCUUUCUUGGUUUGUUUUUUAAGCAGUGGUAUAUUCUGCUUUAAUGAUUUUUCUACUGUCUUUUAUUGCUUCUGUUCUUUUUUCUGUAUUCCUUUUAUAUUGAAAUGUUUAUCUUCACUUUAAUUUAUCUAGUUUUUUUGCCCUUACAGUUUGCCCUUCAGU